AAUGGCAUCGGAUUUGUUGAUAAUUUGUACAUUGUUUUUGUUCCUUCCACUUGCAAAACAGGAAAAUGUUGACAAGGAAUUGCAAUCGGUACUACAGGCUGUUGAAAGUAUAAUUGAUUUCUACCAAAGAGAUUAUAAGGACUUGAAUGUAGAUGGACUUUUUGGACUUCGAGUUUUGGAAGGACAUCUUGGAGCAUUGAUAAAGAAGCAUGGUUCUGGAGAGUUGCAGCACCUGGAUACUAAAAUCAUAUCUAAACUGAAGGAAAUGAGAGACAAAGCUACAAAGACUUGUGACCUUGCCCUUGAACAUGUGAAGAGGGAUGGUGAACGCUAUUUUAAUCAGAUGAGCUAUAUCAUAAAUGAUUCCUGGGAUAUCUUCGACAAUCAUCGCCGGAAGGUCAAUAUAACCUAUGCUUGGUCCAAAUCAACUUACCUGACAGCUAAGAAAACAGUGUCUGUUGAUGAAGAAACAAGUGAUAGAUGUAUGUCUGAGCUGAUUGGUUCUCACAAGUCACAUGGGGAAUCAUGUGACAUCAGCAGUAUAUGUGCACAUACAAUGACAGCCCCAGGGUUGCUGGGAUAUGGCAUCACUCAUCAAAUUCUGUGGACUAUGCUAGCUGAUAAGGCUGGUUGUACUGCGAAGCUUCAGGCACGACUUUUUGAGCUAGGACGUGGUGACUUGACAACUUUGAGACAGGAACUCUGUUCCAAUAACUACAUUCAGUUGAGAGAAACUGUGGCAAAAUUUUCCAAUGGGGUAAUUCCGGCAAUCCAGGAUCUUUUUCUUGAACAAAUGUUUGUGUGUCCAAGUCUGGGAUUUGUCGAGUUUUUAGACUUAGAUUUUCUACCACAAAUUCUGUCAUGGCAGUCAGAAAGUGGUUGCUACGGUAAAAUGAAAAGAAUGAAGAACAACAAGCCACUAAGAUUAGAUCCAGAAUUAACUGGUGAAAUCGGUGAAGAUUAUGUGGAUGAAGAAGAAGAGAAGAACAAAGCAGAUAUAUUUGCACAAGUCAAAGCUGUAGAUGUGAUAAAAAGUAAAAUGAAUAGAACAGCAGAAAAUUUGAGAUUAGAAAGCAAGCUGCAUGACAACAGGAAGUUCCAGAAACAAAAUGAUGCAGUAUGGAAAAUGUCAGAACACAAAGGGAGAAAACUCUUAGUUGAGAAAUCAAUGUCAGGUGGAUGUCUUGCCCAUAAAACAGCAGUUGCUAGUGGUGCUCUGAUCAUGUACUUAAGGUAUUUGUGUGAGCCUGAUGCUAACAAGCUAUUUUCGGUAAAACGUAAAUUACGCUCUGCCGAACCACUCCUGGACAGAGGUAAAAUUGUUAACAUUCCUCAACAAGUUAAUCCUGCUCAGAAUAAUGGUUCAGCUAUUGGUGGUGGUGCUAUAUAUCAGAAAAAUGUCCUUGCCAACAGACACGAUCUUAAUGGUGAUGGUGGUGGAGGGAUAGAAAAGCUGAAAAUGAACUUGAAUAGGGAAAAUGAACUUGUAAAUCCUCUAGAUCGACUUGAUAAAUUUCAUAAAACUUUUGAGGAAUUUAAGAAUACGUCAAAUGCAAAAAUUGAGUUAAAUGGAAAAGAGUCUAUACAAGAAUUAAAUAUAAUUAAUAAGGCAGGUGCAAUAAAACCAAUAGAAGAUAAGCUAGUCAUAAAUGAUAAACUUGAUGCUAAUAAAGAUGAUGAAAAUUAUGAUUAUAAAUAUGAUGAUAAUAACGAAAAUGAUGAUGAGGAUGAGGAGGAGGAUGAGGAGGAAGAUGAAGAUGAAGAGUAUCCCGAUUAUGAUAAACGAGACGAUGGUGAAAUUGAUCGAAAUUUGAAUCAGUAUUAUGACAAAGAUCAAAAUGGUGAGUUAAAACCUAUGGAUGAUAAUGAUAAUAACCCUGAUAAUGAUAAUGAUGAUGAUGAUGAUUAUAAUGCAGAUGAUGGUUAUAAUGAUGGUUAUGACGAUAAUGAUCAAGAAAACGUACAUCCACACAUUAACGCUCGCAAUAUUGGGCAUGGCAAGAGUAGAGACUAUGAUAAAGAGGGAUUUGAUGACGACGAUGAUAGAUUGAAAAUUGUGAAAGAUUAUGAUGACGAUGAAGAAGAUGGUGAUGAUUACGAGUACGAUGAUAAAAAUGACAUGAUUGAACAGAGACAAGAAGAAGAGACAAAAAAUGAAUUUAUUCUUGGUAAACCUGAGAAAAAGGUUAUAGACUCUCGCCGACCAGUUAUGGCAGGCGAACACAUAUCAGAACAAUCCAUGUUAUCAACAACGACGUUUGUAAUUUUCAUUAUAUCAUUAGUUAUUUUAGUUGUUUUAUAUCGAUUUAUUCGAAAAAGACGAAUUAGGUUGAGGAUGGGGCAUAAAUACUUUCAUGUUUGAAUUUACUGUGAUAUAGCAAUACAAAAAGAUGCCAUUUUGUGAAUAAUGCCAUAUGCGUAUGUAAGUGCUAAAUGUUAUACGUGACAACUUAUUUGUUAAGUGCAUUAAAGGGGCAUACCUGCAGAUUUAUGUCAGAUUUUAAAAAUACUUCCAUUUGUUAAUCUUUAUGAGUAAUGCAAAGUAAUUCAGUGAGUGCUCUACAGUAUUUAUUAAUAAAUACUUAAUAAAGGUUUGGUUUCUAAUCAGUAAAUGUAGAAAAGCUGUCUACGUCAUUAGUUGCAUACUAAAUCAAAGCCUUGAAAUGUCUGAUGGUUGCGGGUUUUUGGUAGAUUUAAUUUCUGUUUAAAUGCUAGUCUAUGAAUAUACAUGAAUGACUGAGAAACAAAUACAAAUUUAAUGUGCCUCAUAUCUAAGAUAAACUCUGCCUGACCCAGCUUGUGAUGUAACCAUGGGCUGGAAUACCUUAUCAUUGAUAGAUCUUAUAUAAUCUAAAUGGUCAGUGUGAGUGGAUACAGGUUGAAUAAGAACUGCUAGUUCAUUGAAAAUUCAUCCGCAUUGUACAUGAAUGGGACUAUUUUGUGUAGCACAUGAACAUCCUUUGGAUGUGAUUCGGAAUCAAAUAAAGAUGAUAUGAUUGUCAGAAAUACACUUUAACUUUGGUAGCGGGAUAAACCCGCAACCAAAAAAUAAUUGAUGUAAGAUUGACAAAAUUUAAUUCAGUAUCAUUUUCAUGAAGUAUAAAUUGCACCAAGUUGUGAUAUUUAAUAUUCUCAAAGAUAUUGCUGUUGUUGUUGUUUUGUUUAUUAUUUCUUUUUUUUUCUUUUUUUAAAUUUAUUUUGGGAUGUACAACUAGAGGUAUGCCCCUUUAAAAAGUGAUUAAGGAUGUUUGUCACUUUAAGUUUUGAAUAUUUUUUACAUUGUUGAGAGUCAGUUUUGAACAUUUACUUAGAAUGAGGAAGUUGUUAUAUUUAACCUCUAAUGUUAAGGUUGGGUGAAUUUUUUUUAAAUGAAUUAACUUUAAGGAAGGCUGGAAGAGCCAUUGAAAAACAUUUAUUCAUUGUCUUGUUAAUCAGAUAUCUUUUGUUGAUUUUUUAAAAUGAUUGUUUCUAAGGAUAUGCAGGAAAUGAUUAUUAUUGGUCGUUCUUUAGAUCAGAUGUUUAAAAUAGUUUUUGAAGAUGUAAGAAAAAAGUAUAUCCUGGUUGUUUUUACAGACAAACCUGAGCUAAAGGUCACCUGUGAACAAAAACCUCCUGAUUCCAAGAUCUUUUAGUUUUAUAUAAGAAUUAAAAAUUUGCAGUGCACUGUGAAAUCAGCAAUUUUUGUUUGGGAUAAAUCUUCGUGGAUUCACGGUUCCAUCAGUGGUUGAAAUUAAACCCCCAGUGAACAAAAUAUUAAUAAAAUUAAACCAGUACUAUUGAUUUUAUGUUAACCCUUACCCUGCUAAAUUUCUGUAAUGAACUUGUCCAUCUUUCAAUAUGGACAUUACCAUUAAAUGUUAAAAGGGGUAAUUACCAAAAAUAUACUGACUGAAUGGCGAACAGUACAGAUCAUUAUCAGACUGCACAGAUGUGCAGACUGAUCAUGAUCUACACUGGUUGCAAUGGAAGAAUCAAUUGUGUCCAGCAUGAUAAGGAUUAAGAAUUAGAAAUCCUGGGAAAAUAGCAGUUUUUGUCAUAAAUGAUGAAAUUUCAUGCCAACGAAAUUGAAUAAUUUCAGCGUAUUUUUAACCUGUGAAAAAAAAACACCUUCCCAUGAAAAACCACUUCUCUGCUCCCUCAAUAGUAUACACUUACUGACCAGCAAGCCAUUCAGUAAGUGUUUUAAUACAUGACAUCAUCAGAAAUAAAUUUUCGUAUUUUUUUUUCUUCAAGUUUUUACUUAAGCCUAGCAAAAUGUAGUGUUGAACUAUAGACUGGUCAAUAGCACAAACUAUAGAACAGCGAUUUAUAUAAGGACUAAGGAGUCAUGUAAAAAUGGGCUUUCUUUACAGGUUUGACUGUACUUUAUGUACUGCAUAAUAUGUACAAAAAUGCAGUUUUAUUUGCUUUUAUUUUUUUACACUUUGGUAACCUUGAAUGAGAGUGCCUCUAGCUUUAUGUCAGAUUUUGCAAAAUAUAGAAAGAAAUUGCAUUGCUAGUGAACAAACAAUCAUCAGUUUAGUUAAGACAGUAUUUUUCUAUAAAACCCUCCUGAUUAUAUCAGACUAUGAACAUAUCGACUUGAUUUAUAUUUAGUGCUAUUUUUGUAUUUUUUAUAGCAGUUAUUUGUAUUUUUCUUAAUGAUUUUGUGAUGUACAUCUGGAGGCAUUCUCGUAGGUACAAAUAUUGGUGCAUAAUAUCUAAAAAAAAAUUCAAGUGCGUAGCAUUGCCUGGAUAGGUUUUGUAUGACAGCAUGGUUGAUUGUUUUUAAAUAAUUCAUUUGGUACAAAAAAAUAACAACAUUAAAUCAUAAAGCUGAUUGUUUAAUAAAACAUGAAAUUUUUGUUAAAAGAAUAUUAAAUUUGCUAAGAAUAUUUCAUCUUUGGGGAGAUUUUAUAAGUAAUGAUGUUGAAAUAGCACAGAGAAAUUUUGAAAGACUGAUUUAGCAUUUUUUUUGAAAAAUUGGACAUUGUCAAAUUAUUUUGUUAAAAAAUAUUCUGCUGUUUCUGGAAAACUACAUUUCUUCUGCAGUCAUUUGCUUAAAUUAUAUUUUAACUGUUCUAUAAAUUGUUUUUGUUUUACACAUUAUUCCACACAAAAAAGAUUUACCAUUUCUCUCAAAUUUGAUUUUACCUCCUGUGGUUCACUCAAAUUAUUGGGAAGCAUGACCAGAAAGAUUUUCAAGUGUAUUUUUUUUUUUCAAGAAUAUAAACUCAGUAUUUAUGUAUGAAAGAAAGAAAUUUUUACUUAAAUUUGCACCGAUUUGGCAUAAAUGAAUCAUAUAUAUGAAUAAUGUACUGAAAAUUUAUAAAUUUAAAUGUUAAUUCAUACUUUUUUUAGCAGAUGUUACAUGUUGGAGUGAAGGUACUUUCUAAAUAUAUCAUUAUAUGUUACUAUUUGAGCAGCGCCAUGUGAAAACCAACAUUAAGCAUCCGCGCAGUCUGGUCGGGAUCCAUGCUGUUCUCUUUCAAAGCCUAUUGCAAUUACAGAAACUGUUAGUGAACAGCAUGGAUCCUGACCAGACUGUGCAGAUGUGCAGGCUGGUCUGGAUCCAUGCUGGUCGCAAACACACUAUGUUGUUUUUUUACUCAUGGUGCGGCUCAUUUUAUGUUAAUAUUUAUUAAAACUUGUUGUUUCCAGCACAUGAUAACUUAAUCUGUUAUGGCUGUUUUGACUGGUUGACCAAAGGUCAUUGUUGAAUGUUUCAUUGUUAAGUAUUAAAAUAUUUAAGGUUGUAACUUUUGCGUGAAAGAAGUGUUACAUAUACCAUCACUAUGUUAUAGUUUUACCAAAAAGUUAGUUAUGUUACCAGUAGUUCAGAUAGAUGUAUGUUUUUAAUCAUUUCUGAAUUCCAGUCCUUUUAAGAAAGCACAAAUGGUUCAUGUCUACCUAUAUUUUUCCCAUAAAUUUACAUUCUCUUUGAGUUUAUAAUUUGUCACGUUAUAGACAUUAAAAUUGUCAUGUUUUAGAACAAAGUACAUUCAUCUAUUUAUGUUAAAUUGUGUACAGACCCUAACUGUCAUAUUUUUAGCUCACCUGAGCAAUGCUCAGGUGAGUUUUUCUGAUCACUCAAUGUCCGGCGUCUGUCUGUCUUUCGUCUGCCCGUCAACAUUUAGCUUGUGUAUGCGAUAGAGACUGUAUUUUUCAACUGAUCUCCAUGAAAUUUGGUCAGAAUGAUUACCUUGAUGAAAUCUAGGCCGAGUUCGAAAAUGGGUCAUCUAGGGUCAAAAACUAGGUCACUAGGUCAUAUCAAGGAAAAACAUUGUGUAUGCGAUAGAGGCUGUAUUUUUCAAUUGAUCUUCAUGAAGUUUGGUCAGAAAGAUUACCUUGAUGAAAUCUAGGCCAAGUAUGAAAAUGGGUCACCUGGGGUUAAAAACUAGGUCACUAGGUCAAAUCAAGGAAAAACCUUGUGUAUGCGAUAGAGGCUGUAUUUUUCAUUUUAUUUUCAUGAAUUGUGGUCAGAAUGAUUAUCUUGAUGAAAUCUAGGCCAAUUUCGAAAAUGGGUCAUCUAGGGUCAAAAACUAGGUCACUAGGUCAAAUCAAGGAAAAACCUUGUGUAUGCGAUAGAGGCUGUAUUUUUCAAUUGAUCUUCAUGAAAUUUUGUCAGAAUGAUUACCUUGAUGAAAUCUAGAUCAAGUUCGAAAAUGGGUCCCCCGGGGUCAAAAACUAGGUCACUAGGUCAAAUCAAGGAAAAACCUUGUGUAUGCGAUAGAGGCUGUAUUUUUCAUUUCAUCUUCAUGAAUUUUGGUCAGAAUGAUUACCUUCAUGAAAUCUAGGCCGAGUUCGAAAAUGGGUUAUCUGGGGUUAAAAAGUAGGUCACUAGGUCAAAUCAAAGAAAACCCUUGUGUAUGUGAUAGAGGCUGUAUUUUUCAACUGAUCUUCAUGAAAUUUUGUCAGAAUGAUAACCUUGAUGAAAUCUAGGCCAGUAUUGAAAAUGGGUCAUCUGGGGUCAAAAACUAGGUCACUAGGUCAAAUCAAAGAAAAACCAUGUGUAUGCGAUAGAGGCUGUAUUUUUUAAUUGAUCUUCAUGAAUUUUGGUCAGAAUUAUUGCCUUGAUAAAAUCUAGGUCAAGUUUGAAUAUGGGUCAUCGGGGAUCAAAAACUAGGUCACUAGGUCAAAUCAAAGAAAAAAGUUUUGUAUGCGAUAGAGGCUAUAUUUUUUAUUUGAGGUUGAUGAAAUUUAGUCAGAAUGAUUGCCUUCAUCAAAUCUAGGUCAAAUUCGAAUAUAGGUCAUCUUAGCUCAAAAACUAGGUCACUAGGUCAAAUUGAAGAAAAUGCUUGUUUACACUUAAGAGACCACAUUUUUGAUCCAAUCUUAAUGAAAACUGGUCAGAAUAUUUGUUUACAUGAAAUCACUAUGUCAAACAUGUUUACACUGUUAUGGUAUGUUUAUCAGGUGAGCGACCUAGGGCCAUCUUGGCCCUCUUGUUGUAAUUUGAAAAUGCUUGCUCUUUUUCAAAAUAUAGUUUAUACUAUAUAAUGUUGUUUAUACUAAAUCAUGUUGUUUAUAUUAAGGAGAAUCUCUUACAUUAAGUAACUGUGAUUGCUGUAAGAUCUGUGUUUUUUGUGAAGCAUUGAUAUGUCUAAUUACUGUAAAACACUUUCUUUUCGCGAACUUUGAUUUCACUGAUAUUCUUUGGUUUCUACCCUUGCAAAUUCAAAGUUUUUGCGAAAAAUGUGACGUAUUCAUAUCAGUACGUACAUGAUAUAUCCAAAAUGCCUAUCCAGAAUCACAUGUCAACAUUUUCAUUUUAUCUGACUAUUAAGGAAAAUUAUAUUUUAGAUUUUUUUAAAUUGCAUUUUAGCUUUUGAUAUAUAUAUUUUUUAAUAGUUUAUUUGUUACUUUUAUAAAGCCAAAAUGUCAGAUGUAAUAUAAAAUUUAGUCUCUUAUUUUGGCAAUUUAAAAUCCUAUUGUUUGUUCUACCAAAUCCUUAACAGGUUUUUAGCUCGACUAUUCGAAGAAUAAGUAGAGCUAUCCUACUCACCACGGCGUCGGCGUCGGCGUCACACCUUGGUUAAGUUUUUCGUACCAGUCCACAUUUUGACAAAGUCUUUUGAGAUAAAGCUUUGAAACUUUCAACACUUGUUUACCACCACCAUGGCCAGUUAUAGCCAAGAGUACAUAACUCCAUCAAGGAUUUUGGCUGAAUUAUGGCCCCUUUUGACUUAGAAAUCAUGGUUAAGUUUUUCGUACCAGUUCAUAUUUUGACAAAGUCUUUUAAGAUAAAGCUUUGAAACUUUCAACACUUGUUUACCAUCACCAUGGCCAGUUAUAGGCAAGAGUACAUAACUCCAUCAAGGAUUUUGGCUGAAUUAUGGCCCUUUUUGACUUAGAAAUCUGGGUUAAUAUUUCGUACCAGUUCAUAUUUUGACAAAGUCUUUUGAGAUAAAGCUUUGAAACUUUCAACACCUGUUUACCAUCACCAUGUCCAGUUAUAGGCAAGAGUACAUAACUUCAUCAAGGAUUUUGGCUGAAUUAUGGCCCCUUUUUCACUUAGAAAUCUUGGGUAAGUUUUCCGUACCAGUUCAUAUUUUUUGUAAAGUGUUUGACAUAUGGCUUUGAAACUUUUAUCACUUGUUUAGUAUAAUAGUCUCUAUCUGUAGGAAAGAGAACAUAACUCUGUCAUCUAUUUUGGCUGAAUUAUGGCCCUUUUUGGACUUUGAAAUUGGUUCUGUUUUCAUACAAGUCAAUGUUUUGUCAAAACUAUUUGACAUAAUUAUGGCUUUUAAACUUUGAACACUUGUUUAUCAUUAUGAUUUCCAUCUGUAGGCAAGAGUACAUAACUAUUUUGACUGAAUUAUGGCCCUUUUUGGACUUUGAAAUUGGUUCAUACAUUGCCAUUUAGUUCAAGACUUAUCGAAAUCAAAGAAAUACAGGAACAUUGUUUGUCUUAUCAAUUUAUUUAUUUUGUCUGAAUAUCCGUGGAAAUAUUUUGACCCCAUUCUUCAAUCAAUUCUUCGAAUAGUCGAGCGCGCUGUCAUCAGACAGCUCUUGUUUAGCUCACCUGUCACAUAGUGACAAGGUGAGCUUUUGUGAUCCCCCGUCGUCCGUUGUGUAUGCGUCCAUCCGUGCGUCCGUCAACAAUUUCUUGUCUGCACGAUAGUGGUUUCAUUUAUGAUUUUAUUUUAACCAAACUUGCACACAACUUGUUUCACCAUAAGAUCUCGGUUCCUUUCUUGAACUGGCCAGAUCCCGUUUUGGGUUCCAGAGUUAUGGCCCCUGAAAGGGCCAAAAUUAGCUAUUUUGACCUUGUCUGCACAAUAGCAGCUUUAUUUAGGAUUUGAUUUUUACCAAACUGGCACACAACUUGUAUCACCAUAAGGUCUUGGUUCCUUUCUUGAACUGGCCAGAUUCCCUUAUGGGUUCCAGAGUUAUGGCCCCUGAAAGGGCCAGAAUUAGCUAUUUUGCCCUUGUCUGCACAAUAGCAGCUUCAUUUAUGAUUUGAUUUUAACCAAACUUGCACACAACUUGUAUCACCAUAAGAUCUUGGUUCCUUUCUUGAACUGGCCAGAUUCCGUUAUGGGUUCCAGAGUUAUGGCCCCUGAAAGGGCCAGAAUUAGCUAUUUUGACCUUGUCUGCACAAUAGCAGCUUCAUUUAUGAUUUGAAUUUAAUCAAACUUGCACAAAACUUGUGUCACCAUAAGAUCUUGAUUCCUUAUUUGAACCCACCAGAUCCCAUAAUGGGUUCCAGAGUUAUGGCCCCUGAAAGGGCCAAAAUUAGCUAUUUUGACCUUGUCUGCACAAUAGCAGCUUCAUUUAUGAUUCGAUUUUAACCAAACUUGCACACAACUUGUAUCACCACAAGAUCUUCGUUCCUUUCUUGAACUGGCCAGAUUUCUUCAUGGGUUCCAGAGUUAUGGCCCCUUAAAGGUCCAAAAUUGGCUAUUUUGGCUUUUGCAGCCAUAUAGAGACUUCAUUUAUGGUUUUAUUUGAUACAAACUUCCAAAAUAACUUCAACAACAAUAAUUCUUGGAUUCCAUGACAAAUCAGGUCCAAGAGUAGGUUCAGAGUUAUUUAUAUCUGAUUACCUCCCCUGAUUGUAAUCAAAAUGGAUUUAUAUCAGUAAGUACUUAUAGGACUUAUUUGAAAUUUCAUUAUUGUCAUUAGUUGGACUGAACCAAUCGGGGUAGAUAACCAUGGACUGAUUUUGUCAAAUUACCUCCCUUUAUUUCAAAUUAAAAUGGGUAUGUCUCCGUAACGAAUGAAGAUACUGAUCUGAAAUUUCAUUUAUGUCAACAGAUUUAUUUGGCAGAUCCUUCUUUUGUUCACUUACAAUAUUUUUUUUUUAAAUUACUUCCCUUUUACGUUACUAUAAAUAGCUUAUUUUUAGUAACUUUUUUAUUAUUGGCCGUAGGGAAAAACUGAGACCACUUUUCUAUGGUACAACAUGGAUGGUACCUCCAAUUUUUAGGUGUAUUUUGAUAUAUCUGUACCUUGUAAGAAUUUUUUUUUUCUUUUUCGUUAAAUUUCUUCUCUUUGUUGUUACUGUCCUUUGGACAUAGAUAUUUUUUCUAAGGGCCUUCUUGUCCUCAAGUGCAGUGAUAACAGGUGAGCGAUAUAGGGCCAUCAUGGCCCUCUUGUUUUUGGUUUUUUUGAGAAUUUCGACUUUAUUUUGCAAGAUCCAGCUUUACACAUCAUUCUAAACAAGGUAUAUAAAAUUUUUAAAAUGUUCCUAUCACCACCAUUAGAGUUCCUUAGAAUGAAAUAUACGUAUGAUAUUAAUGUUCAAAAAGAAAUCAACCUUGUAACAGAACAUAGGGUAAUUAUAAAGCUUGUGCGCAUUUUUGUGUUCGUUUCAUUGUAGACAUACUUCAUUCUAAUAAUUGUAUUAGUUUGGUAUAUACAUUAUCAUGUUGAAGGCUUAUUGCUUUGCAUAUUUUGUGUGUUUUGUUGCAUUUUUGUGUAUUUAAUUCAUUUAAAAUGAUAAUAAUGUGCUGCAAUAUUGUAAUCAUUGUUAAGUACUGUUAAGCACAGAUUUCACCAGAAUUGGUAUGUAGUAAAUCUAGUAUAGUUUCAGAGUGAAAAAGGACCUAUUACAUGUCAUUUUUAUAGUGAUUGCUCCAUAUGUAUUUUUACUCUUAAUAGUCUGGGGAUUAACUGCAAAAUCACCUAUAUUGUGGGAGGUAAUUUUGGUCAGACUAUCAAAUUGAACCCAAUCUUGCAAAUCUUCAAACUUAAUUUCUAGUCAUUUAAUCUUAAAGACAUGAAAUCCACAAAAUCAUUGGUAAUCCCACUUUACACUGCAAAAUAGCGACUUUGCCAUUUUAUGACAAGAAAAGUUGCAUCAGUUGUUUACCUUGUCAGGACCACAUGCAGAGCACAUGAUCCAUGUCACUAGGUCCAAGGUUAAGGUCACACUCAGAGGUCAUAGAUGAAACAGCUUAACUGUGCAUUCGCUACAUAUCGUCAAAACUGCUCAAAGACUAGCAUCAUUUGUUUACCUCAUCAAAAGAGAUGUGCAGGGCACAUGACCCAGGGCACUAAAUUCAAGGUCAAAAUCAGAGGUCAAAGAUCAAAUAGCAAAAAUUUUUGUCUACCCCAUAUCUUCAGAACCCAUUGAAUUACUUGCAGAGUGCACAAUCAGGUCACUAGGUGCAUUGUCAGGGUCACACUUGGAGAUCAAAGUUCAAAUAGCUUUAAUUUGUGUCCACUCCAUAUCUUCUUAACCACUUGAAGGAGUUUCAUAAAACUAGCAUCAGUUGAUGACAUACAGAGUGUCAAGCAGGACCAGUAGGUCAAGGUUACACUUGAAGGUCAAAGGUCAUGAUCACAACAUUUUACUUUCUCUGUAUCAAAGUGAUGUCUGGGGUGGUGGCGGGGGGGGGGGGGGGGGGGUUUAAUCACCUUUAGUGAUAGCUCUAGUUUGAAUAGCUAUAUGAUAGAAAUCUGAGCCACAUGAAUGAAAUUGUAGUGAAAGGGCUAUAGAGUUUUGGUGACAAGACAAGACAAGACCUUGUGUAGUUUGAUUUUCAGGACAGUUACUGUCAGUAGGGAUUAUCUCUCCUGGGUGUGUUUUCAGUCAUUAGAGCAUUCAUUUUGUGUACCUGUCAUAGGAGAUUUAACAUGUCUAGUUUAAUAUUUGACAUAUCGAGGCUGCUUAACAGUGCUUAAUUUGAUUUUAUUUGUUUUGAUUUGUUAUACUUGCCAGUAGGUUUGAAUAUUUUUAAGAAUAUAUACUUUUCUGGAAAUUUUGUAUAAUAAUGUGUCGUAACUUUCCCCAUCAUUUAGCCAUUUUUAGAAGUAACAGCAUAGGUUAUAAGCUGUAUGUUCUUCCUUGUUGGUGAAAAUCCUUACAUGCAUAAGCCUGCUAUAUAUGAGUUUAUAUUCACUAGACUUUAAUAUUUUUGUAUGUUUGAGUGAAUUGAUUGAAAAAUAAAGAAGAAAAUUAUUUCGUAGCAUAAGAUUGUGGAGUGGCAGGUAGAUUUUUAGAAAUUGAUUUAUAGAAACUGUCAGCUUUUGAGACAGUAUGAUAUAAUAGAGUAUGAUAUUUUUGUUUUUUGUUUUUAUUUGACAUAUUUCAACAUAGACUUGUACUUGGAACUAUAUUUUGUCAAGAUUGUCAUUUUAAUUUUGGAAAGUAGAUCAAGAAAUUACAUGAGGCAUGCUUUGAGAUUUAUGUGAAAUAUUUUAAAAUUGUUAAUAAUUAUGAGUUGAAAGUAAAAAAAAAAGUUAAUUCGGUCAGUUCUAGACAGUAUUUAAUUAUAAAACGUACAUGUAGGUUUUAUAAUAUGUAGAAAAGCUCUCAAAAUACUUUAAGUCAUGUGUUAAAUUUUUAUAUAAUACAGCAGGAGGUUGCCGGUAGCUGUACUUAACAUUGUCUGUCUACUCGUAAAUACGAAAUUUUGAUUAAAAUAAUGUUAAUGAAACUGAAACUGAAUGAUUUGAUUAAACACCUAUUUUUAUACAAUGAUAUAUUUAUGUGUUAAUAUAUUAAUGUAUGAUUUUGAAUACCCCAAAUGCCAUGAAUGUAAUGAUAUCCACUGUUAAACCUUGUGGUCAGCCCCUUUUAAGAAUCAAGUAUUGAAGAUGGUAAUUUUUUUUCAGCUGAAUUUGAAGUUUUUGUAAACUAGUGCAUAUCAUUUGCAUAUAAGCAGUAUGGCUGCCUGUUUGAUGUGAUUUAUUAUUUUCUGUUUUGUUUUACAUGUUUUUUUACAUCGAAUUUUGGUGCUUUUUUUAUUUCUCAAUGACAUUUGAGCCGUGCCAUGAGAAAACCAACAUAGUGGGUUUGCGACCAGCAUGGAUCCAGACCAGCCUGCGCGGAUGUGCAGGCUGGUCUGGAUCCAUGCUGGUCGCAAACCCACUAUGUUGGUUUUCUCAUGGCACGGCUCAUUUGCUUUAGGCCAUUAUAAAUUUGUAUUGUUGCUAGAUUAUUGACCAAAUUUUCAUUUAAAGGGAGGGAUUUUUUUUUUAAUAUUUGUGGGACAUAUAGAAAAUAGGCACAAAAUGAGGAUAUAGAAUUAAAAAACGAAAUAUGAUAUGAAGUUGAGUAGAAUGUAUGGCAGUUAAAUUUAUAGGCACUAAAACAGCAUCGAUAAGAACUGAAAGACAAAAAAUAAUCUUUCCUGAAGUUUUUAUAUAAAAACAUUCCAAAAGCUGAUUUUUUUUUAUUGAAAAUGAAAAAGGUGGAGGAGGCAGAAAUAUAGCAAAAGGGAGGGGAUGAGAUGAUAAUCUAGCAAUAAUUGAAUUACAAUUUUAGCUUAUUUAUACUUAUUUGUAAAAGUAGUUUAGAGCUAUUUUGAAUUCAUUGGAAGCUUUUUUGAAUCCUUUUGAUACUUUUUUGAAUCCAUUAGAAGCUAUUUCUUAACCUGUUUAUGUGUUGCAAUUUUAUAAUGGGUUUUCUAAUGCACAGGCGCCCAACCUUUUGGCUGUACAUAUCUGCUCUGUACGUGUAUGACACAUCAUACUAUGUCACCUACUGCAUCACAGGAAAUACUGACAGCUUUGUAUUACAUAUAAAUAACCUGUGUUUAUAAUCAAACAUAGACCUAUUAUCUCUUGUAUGAAAAAUACAAAAUUUUCACCUGUACCUUUAGGUGGGUUUUUCAUUGGUAGAUUGCACUGCAGCAUGACAAGGUCUGACACAUGCUGUCUGCAUUUCACGAGCAUAGCCAAUAGAUAGGAUGCCUGUGUUUUAAUGCUGUUUUAAGUGUUUGAAAUGUUGUUUUUGGGGGAUCUUAGGUAGCCAUGAAUGAAUGAUGAAUUGUCUUUCUUUGAGAAAUGUCUUUCUAUCUAAUCCUUUUUAAUCCCAAAGGCCAAAGUGCUUUCCAGUCAUUAACAAAAAACCUACAUUUUAACCCCAGUUUUGAUAAUUUUGUCUUUUUAUUUGGUUUAUCUGUCUUUAAAUACAUGCUUCCUUACAAAUAUUAAACAGCUGCACUUUUAUCUGGGUGUAUUUAAGAUUUUGAUAGGUUUCUCUACAAUGUUCGUGCUGUAUGAUUUUAUUCAAAUACAGUUGCCAUAAAUUGA
Messenger RNA from Mercenaria mercenaria, 14466 nucleotides. RefSeq lists its product as uncharacterized. The transcript is spliced from 7 exons. The record is from RefSeq and is a predicted model, not a curated record. NCBI's taxonomy places the organism in Eukaryota, Metazoa, Mollusca, Bivalvia, Venerida, Veneridae. The coding region runs from base 2 to 2362 and encodes 786 amino acids. Gene Ontology annotation, cellular component: cytosol; membrane.